Cannabis sativa is the source of this 1101-nucleotide messenger RNA. RefSeq lists its product as uncharacterized. Bases 1 to 1101 code for a protein of 366 amino acids. Lineage: Eukaryota; Viridiplantae; Streptophyta; Magnoliopsida; Rosales; Cannabaceae. Gene Ontology annotation, molecular function: nucleic acid binding; RNA-DNA hybrid ribonuclease activity. The record is from RefSeq and is a predicted model, not a curated record. The transcript has a single exon.
AUGCCUCUUGGCCGCAACACUAGACCUGAUAGUUGGGCAUGGACAACAGACCAUCAAGGAAAAUACACUGUACAGAGUGCAUACCAGCUGCUGCAGAAACAAAAACCAGUUGUUGUGCGACCGAAUAACUCUGGUUUUUGGAGAAAUUUCUGGCAUCUGAAGCUUCCUCCCAAGGUCCUGAACUUACUGUGGAGAGCCAUUGCAAAUACACUCCCGACUUGUGUUAAUCUAGUCACAAAACAUGUGCCAAUCUCCUCUCAAUGUCCGGUCUGUAAUGCUGCUGCAGAAACAACAACACAUGAACUUCUCACCUGUGCUUUUGCUCGAUCCUACUGGGCAUUUUUUGGCUGGCCGAUUGAAACUGAUCUUUCUAUUUCCUUUGGCCAUUGGUUUGAACUGCUACAGCACACAGAUGACAAGGAUUUCAUCUGUCGAGCAGCCACUUUCUGUUGGGCUCUGUGGAAAGCUCGCAACAAAGUUGUCUGGAAUAAACGCACUUCAACUGUUAAAGAAGUUUUGGCUACAUCUUCAAUUACUCUUGAUCACUGGAGAAAAGCUCAAGAUAAAAGUGCUCUUUUAUCACUAUCAUUUGGAAAUAGUGAUGAUGGGGCUGAGCUUUGGACACCACCUGCAAUUAACAAUCUCAAGAUUAAUGUAGAUGCGGCUCUCUUCCCAAAUGACAACUCAUAUGGCUAUGGUCUUGUGGUUAGAGACAACACUGGCAAGUUCCUUGAAGCCAAGACUAGCCAUUUUUCUGGUAGCUAUCCGGCUGAAGUAAUUGAAGCAUUGGGGAUAAAAGAAGCUCUUAGCUGGAUAAAAGGGAAAAAUUGGGAGAAUGUGGUACUUGAGUCAGACAGUCUUUUAUCUGUGCAAGCAAUAAGAAGUAACCAAAAGAUGUCCUCUACUUUUGGAAUUGUUAUAGAAGAUUGUCGUUUAUUGUUUUCCUCUUUAAAUAAUGUAAAAAUACGAUUUGUCAAACGAUCAGCAAAUCGAGUUGCUCAUGCUAUUGCAAGGCAAUCUCGGUUUAUUCCUGGUGGUUGCAUUUUAGAGCAAGAUAUCUGGCCCAAUUUGAGGGAUAUCUUGCUUUUUGAAUGCUUUUGA